Saitoella complicata NRRL Y-17804 is the source of this 970-nucleotide messenger RNA. RefSeq lists its product as uncharacterized. Gene Ontology annotation, cellular component: cytoplasm. The transcript has 2 exons. The coding region runs from base 61 to 936 and encodes 291 amino acids. The record is from RefSeq and is a predicted model, not a curated record. Gene Ontology annotation, biological process: ubiquitin-dependent protein catabolic process; protein deubiquitination. Gene Ontology annotation, molecular function: cysteine-type deubiquitinase activity. Lineage: Eukaryota; Fungi; Ascomycota; Saitoellomycetes; Saitoellales; Saitoellaceae.
GAAGAAGGCAACCGGAGAGUAACAUACACCGGCCGGUACACCCAACAGCAUACACUCGCGAUGACCUGGCAAACAAUUGAAUCAGAUCCCGGAGUCUUCACCCAACUCAUCUCCGACCUCGGCGCAAAAGACAUCCAAGUCGAGGAACUCUACGCAAUCGACAAAGACCUCAUAAGCCAAUACGACCCAAUAUACGGCGUCAUCUUCCUCUUCAAAUGGGGUAAAGAACACGGCGAGCAAUCAGCCCAAGGCGGCACACUCGACGAAAACGCCAGCACCUCCCUCUGGUUCGCACACCAAACCAUCCAAAACGCGUGUGGCACACAAGCCAUCCUAUCCAUCCUCCUGAAUAAUCCCGGAAUCGAGUUGGGUGAGAAGUUAGAUGGGUUCAAGGAUUUCACGCGGGAGUUCCCGCCGGAGAUUAGGGGGGAUGCGUUGACGAAUUCGGAGGUUUUUGCUAGAGUGCAUAAUUCUUUUGCGAGGGUUGAGCCGUGGGAGGAGGAGGAGAGGAAGCCGAAGGAGGGGGAGGAGGGGGAGGCGCCGUAUCAUUUUAUUGCGUAUGUUCCGGUUGAUGGGACGUUGUUUGAGCUUGAUGGGUUGAAGCCUGCGCCGGUUAAUCAUGGACCGGUCGCCGGGUCGUCGUCUGCGGAGUUCGCUGAUGCACUUAUUCCUGUGCUGGAACGACGAAUCAGUACAUUCGCGAGCACCAGUAUCGAGUUUUCGUUGUUGGCUUUGACGAAGGACUUGAGACUGAGCCCUUUCGCGACGGAGGAAACUAGGAUGGAGGAGGAAGAGAAGAGGAAGAGAUGGGCACGGGAGCAGGAGUUGAGACAGCACAGUUUCUUGCCGUUGGUUAUGGGGUUGGUGAAGGAGGUUGUUAAGCGACGGGUGGCGGAGGGGAAGAGUUUUGUGCAGGAGGAUGUGAUGGAGCAGUGAGUGUGACUAAAGGUUGGAGAUGUCGCCAGGAGGC